AGUCCCCCGCCCGUCCGGCCAGGGCUCCCCAGUACGCAGCGCCCCGCCUGCCCCCCCGCCCCCCGCCCUCCCGGCCCUUCCGCGUUCCCGCCCGGUCCCCGCCUGCCGGUCGUCCGGGGCCCACGGGGCCGCAGCGCCCGGGGCGCGGCGCUGACGGCGGAGGGGCCAUGCCCAGCCCCGCGGGCCGCAAGAUGGACGGCAGCGGCGGCCGCGUCCGCCUCAAGGCGCAUUACAGCGGGGACAUCCUGAUCACCAGUUUGGACCCCACCACCACCUUCGAGGAGCUGUGUGCUGAGGUGCGGGAUAUGUGUCGCCUUCACGAGGGACACCCACUCACCCUCAAGUGGGUGGACAAUGAAGGCGAUCCAUGUACCGUGUCCUCCCAGAUGGAGCUGGAGGAGGCCUUCCGCCUGGCCUUUCAGCGCAGGGACGAGGGCCUCAUCAUCCACGUUUUCCCCAGCAUCCCAGAGCAGCCCGGCAUGCCCUGUCCCGGAGAAGACAGUGAGUACUUCUCUUUCCUCCCUCGUGUGUCCUGUGUCCUAUGCUGCUGCCACCGGUGCUACCCCUCUGUGUUAGGAGUGGGCAGGCAAACGAGGCUUCUAUGCCUCCCCAGGCUUUGGCCUGUUUGUCCUGGUCAAGAGACCUGGGAGGCACUAGCAGGUCAUGUGGCACCUGCAGCUUCACAACUGGUACUCUUGCCUAUGUGUGUAGAGCUGUAUGUAUCUGCAGCUCUGUGA
This is a messenger RNA of Erinaceus europaeus (western European hedgehog), 737 nucleotides long. RefSeq names its product protein kinase C zeta type-like. The transcript is spliced from 4 exons. Gene Ontology annotation, molecular function: protein binding. The coding region runs from base 168 to 737 and encodes 189 amino acids. The record is from RefSeq and is a predicted model, not a curated record. NCBI's taxonomy places the organism in Eukaryota, Metazoa, Chordata, Mammalia, Eulipotyphla, Erinaceidae.